AUGUCCGCGGCAUCGAUGGUAUCCGCGUCAAUCUCCCGCGCCCCGACCGCGGCGCGUUCGCUCCGCCGCGCCCGCGCGUCCCCCGCCGCUAUCGAUCGUCGCGCCCCGAAAUUCGCGUUCGCCCCAACGACCCGUUCGGUCCGAGGCUUCGCGCGUCGUCUCGUCGUCGCCGCGGUGGUCGUGCCGCGGAAGAGCGAGGACGCGCCGAAAGGAGGCGAGCGCGCGUCGUCGUCGCCCAACCUCGACGACGUCAUGCGGAACGUCCGCGCGUCGCUCCGGCUCGACGAUCGCGGCGUCGCGAGCAGCGGCAUGACCUGGGGCCACGGCGUCUUUCUCGGCGAUCCCGUGCGUUGGGCGCUUCGGCACGACGCGGGGAGCUUCGCCGAGGAAGCCGCCGGGCCGGACCUCUCCUACGUCUCCACGCACUGCGCCGGCGCGGACGAGGUGUGGGAGACGGACCACACCGGUUACACGCAGGUGGUCCAGCUGGACGAUCACGAGGCGUCGCUGCUCGCCGCGUGGGCGCGGACGGGAUGGUGGGCGCAUCCGGAUGCGAAGCACGACGUGGAGCUCGAGCUCGGCGGCGGCGCGGCUGGCGACGCCGCCGACGACGAGGCGCGCCCCGCGCCGCACGAGUGCGAGGUGACCAUCCGCCUGCGCGCGGGCGGGCUCAUCGUCGCCAGCAUGUACGUCGACACGCGCGAGUGGCUGCCGACCAGGAUGCGCAUGAGGGUGUGCGGCGACGAUGAGAGUUGGUUCUACGAGGAUUGGAAAAACGUCGGGGGAUCGAACGCGUCCGCCGGCGCCGCGAAGCCGUACCCGGCGCUGACGACGCUGAAGGGCGCCGCGGGUGGCACGCAGACGUUCAGGACGGACGGCGCAAGGGCCAACUCCGGGGUCGGGUCGGGGUAUUACCGCAGGCCGGGAACCCUGCCCGGCGACGCGUUUGGCUCGUUCCCCGCGAAAACACAGCUGGCGGCGACGGACGAGGACGGCUUCGACAACGCCGGGAGCGUCCGGUUCGACGCCAAGAAACGUCCGGAGGUUAACAUAGAGGAGGCCAAGUCGUCGCACGUGCUCGUCAGGCCUUUGAUCGACGGCGUGGACGUCGGGCCGUUCAUCUUGGACACGGGCGCGAGCGGCUUGGUCAUCUCGGGCGCCGCCGCCGAGCGCCUGAACCUGCGAAAGUUCGGCGAGGUUUGGGUCAGCGGCGUCGCGGGGAAGGUGCCGUGCAACUUCAGGCGCGGCGACACCCUGGAGCUGGGACCGAUCACGAUCGACGCGCCGGUGUUCAUGGAGAUGUCCGUCGGCGGCAUCGUGAGCGGAUCGUCCGAGCCCGUCGCCGGCAUCGUAGGAUUCGACGUGUUCAAAUCAGCCAUCCUGGAGGUUGGACCCGGGGGAUCGCCCGUGCGUCUGUACGACCCACAAAAGUUCAUCCCGCCGGUGACGUGGGACUGGAAACCCUUGCUGAUGGUGAGCAACGUCCCGCACGUCGCCGCGAGUUUCGCCGGCGCGCCGCGGGGCAAGCCGCAGAUUUUCAUGAUCGACAGCGGCGCGGGUGGCGCGGAUUGCAUCUUCCACGCCAGAGCCGUUCGGGAGAUGAACCUCGAGAAGCUGCUUCCGGGGACCAAACGCGCGUCGAGUCGGGUCAGGGGCGUGGGCGGGAGCGGAGGGGAGAGCAGCGGCGCGACGCGCGCGUACCGCGGGUCCCUCGAUUGGCUCGAGCUGUGCUCCGAGCUUCCGUGCGGCGUGAGCGGCGGGGGGUUCGGGUGUUGGAACGGCUUAGCGGAGGGAGCGGGGGGCGGUGACGCGUUCGAGGAGAACGUCGGCGACGUCUGGGCCAGGGCCGGGACCGGCGCGAUGGGGGGCAGGUUCGAUACCCUCGACGUGCUGCUCGCAUCCGACGCGGGUUUCGACCUCAGCGAGCACAGCUGCGGUUUGAUUUGCGCCAACGCGUUAAACUCGCGGCGGGUGGUGUACGAUUUGCCCAAUCGACGCAUAGCGCUGCUCAAGGAUGGCGUGGACGAGCCGGUGCCGUGCGAGGGUUUGCUGUGCCCCGAGCAGACGUUCGAGGCUGCUUGGGUCGGACCGGGCGAGUGGGAGUUCCAGGAGGACGACGCGCCGGAUGACGAGCUCACGUUUCUCAGCGACGACGAGCUGUGA
Molecule: messenger RNA, 2163 nt
Organism: Micromonas commoda
Lineage: Eukaryota; Viridiplantae; Chlorophyta; Mamiellophyceae; Mamiellales; Mamiellaceae
Exons: 1
Coding region: 1-2163 (720 amino acids)
Source: RefSeq, a predicted model, not a curated record